Molecule: messenger RNA, 990 nt
Organism: Lathyrus oleraceus (garden pea)
Lineage: Eukaryota; Viridiplantae; Streptophyta; Magnoliopsida; Fabales; Fabaceae
Exons: 1
Coding region: 1-990 (329 amino acids)
Source: RefSeq, a predicted model, not a curated record
AUGGAAAAGAUUGGUUUUCAUGAGAAGUGGUGUAGGUGGAUCGUAAAAUGUCUAAAAUCCUCUUUUGUUUCGGUGUUAGUAAAUGGUAGUCCUACUAAGAAAUUUUCAAUGGGUCGUGGUUUAAGACAAGGAUAUAAUUUUUCUCCUUUCUUAUUCUUAAUUGUCGCGGAAAGUUUUAAUGUUUUGAUAAAGAGAGUUAUGGAAUCUGGAAGAUUAGUGGGAUACAAAUUUGAUGUUGGCGAUAAACGUUUCUCUCAUCUCCAAUAUGAAGACGAUACAAUGAUCUUAUGUGAGAAGAGAUUGACUAACAUUUGGAUAAUAGAGGCGAUUUUAUUGCUUUUUGAAUCGAUGUCAAGGCUGAAAGUGAUCUUUCAAAAGUGUUCGAUUGUAGGAAUUAAUAUUCCUCAAUCCUGGAUUACUGAGGCAAUAAAUGUCCUGCAUUGUAAAGUUGGAGUUUUACCAUUCAUUCAUCUUGGGCUUCCUAUUCGAGCAAACACAAAUCGUAAAGAAAUGUGGAAUCAAGUGAUAGAGACGGUGAAAUCAAGGUUGAACAUGUGGAAGAGUAAAUUGUCAUCUAUCGGCGGUUGUGUUGUAAUUUUAAAGUCUAUUUUAUAUGUGAUUCUGAUUUAUUUCCUCUCGUUCUUCAAGGCUCAUUCAGGUAUAAUUUCUAAAUUAGAAUCCAUUUUAAGCAUUUCUUAUGGGGGUUGUGAGGUAGAGAUGAAGAUCAAUUGGGUCAAACGGGAGAAGUUGUGUAGGCCGAUAAAGGAAGGUGGUUUAGGGAUUAUGAACCUUCGGGUGUUCAACAUAACUUUAUUAGGAAAAUGGGAAUGGAAAGUGAACAAGGAAAUAAUGGGUAUUUGGUUUGAGGCUAUAGUUAAUAGAUACGGGAUGAACUUAGAGGUUCAAAAUCUGGGGAAGGUUAGUGUCUCAAACUGGUGGAAGGUUAUUUGUAAUCUGAAUGUUGGUGAGUUUGCCCCUUCAAACGAGUAA